CCCAAACACUCUCAGCCGGUGCUUGCAUGCAAAGUGAUUGCUUCCAGGACAGGAGGUUAUCGGGUCUGUUUCGCUGCCGCGUGGUUGGUGCAGGCCCAUCUGCACGUCACAUGGACGGGGAUCAAUGCGAACGAACUGCAGAGCCGCCUAUCAGAGCUGUUCAUCAUGGAGGCCAUGCUCAGGAAGGAGCUCAAGGCGUGGCAGAAAGACUUUAAAUCCAGGAAUGGAAGAGACCCGACACGCUCGGACAUGCAGCAGCAUCCGUCCAUCGCCUCGACCUACGAUACCUGGCACGCCAUCCAAAAGGCAAAUGCUGAGCAGGGGGUCGGCGGCUCUUCUUCAUCGCGGUCGGCUGAAAAAGACGGAAGAGACCGCCAUUGCAGCAGGAAGAGUCAGAGUUAUGCCGACGCCGAGGAAAGUGAGCCGGGUGAAACAUCGUCACGGGGCUCGAAGGAAGCGCAGCAUGCGCAACAUGGAUCGAUGGGACCCCUGGUGACGCCGAAGAAGCAGCGCGUCUUCGCCAACCUUUUCUUGACACCAACAAAGAAAGCCAGCGGUGGCGAUGGUAAGAGCGCUAACGAAGGGAAAGGCAAGCAACGGACGAGCAACCCUUUCAAGACCCCAGUCAAGGACGCAAAGUCCUCGAGCCAGAGGCUCAAGCAACCGGCGAACGGCAAGGCGUACCGCUCGCCAGAACAGCUUCCCCUGCUUUCUCCAGUCAGAGCACGCACUCGCCACGGCCGCCUGACAGCAUUCUCCCACGCCGACGAGGACGAUGAGACGGACAUGGCGGAUUGGGACAAGAGCGCCACAGGCGGCUUCACACUCCCUACGCCGAGACGGCCGCAAGCGGAGCAGCAUGCGUUCGUGCAAGAGCAUCUGAAGGCUCCGAUAGCUACUCAAGGGACGCCUCGGAACAAGUCGAACGGUGCGGUGUCGCAAGCAAAGACGCCUACUUCCUCAGCAAGGGGCGCGAAGGACAAAGAGUUCGUCUACGUUUCUCCUCACUAUGUCUCGACGCCUUCGAAGCUCAAGCAGCUGGUCCUGCCGCAAUACGGAGGCGCAAUGGAGCAAGGCACCCCGUCACGCAAGGAUGCCGCAGAUGCGCACCCACACCGUGAGCAGAUCGACACGCUGCUGCGUGACUAUACGCCGCGCACGCGGGCGCGCAAGCGGUUGCGAGGCGAGGACCUUCCUAGGACCCCGGCGCAGAAGCGCCGGCGCAACCUCCCGCGUGCGGACACUCUCUUUGCGGCGGUGUGUGCACAAUCCGCGCCAAUGUCGGCAAAUACGGCGAAUGGGAUCAGCAUCGGGAGGAAAGGAGCCCCGCGCGCAGCGGAAUUGUUCAACAGCGUAUUGCUUCGCCCCGGAGGGAGUGGUACGCAUGGAAACGGGGGGAGCACGUGGCGAAAGAGUCUAAGCGACGCGGGUGUACAGCGUCGCCGCGCUCCCCUCGGCAGGGCGAACGGGGUCGAGGAGGACGACGAAGACGAUGAAGCUGAGCUCGGUGCGACCCCGCCUUGGAAGGGAAAACUCACGCUAUCGCAGUCCGACGCAGCACCGUACAAGCCCCUGUUCGUGGUCAAUCAUCCUGCGCAGGCUGAGUCGCCGUCGAAAGGCAGGGCUCUGCGACGAGCUCCCAACGGGCAGGCUGCCAGCAGCGAUGAAGAUGGCGAUGGUACAGACAGCUUUGAUGCAGGCUUAAUGGAUUGGGAGAAUGACGAAGAUUUGUGGACGCUUGGCCCGUCGCAGUCGCAAUUGCAGUCGCAGACACGAAAAGGGCAAAGCGAAGACGCGACAUGGAAACAAGUGAAGGAAGUGGAGCUGUCCGACACUGACGAGGUGAGCGAGGUGAGCGCAAGAGGGAGCACCAUACACAAACAGGGCUGGAACAGCGACGACGUCGACAUGGCCAAGCCAAGCGCAAGGAAGAUCAAGAUCACGUUGGAACGAUACCUACCGUACGGCCCGGCGCAGGGCGGUACGGCUCACGCUCCGGAAGAGCAUGGCGUGGAUGUGGACUGGGACGAAGGAUUGGCACUGCACGUGUUCAAGCUGCGACCAACGCACGAGGAUCUCGCACAAGGCCAAGAUCCAGCAGGUAAUUUGCAGCAACUAACCAACGAGGGACAGGAUACGGCCGGUGGUGCCCGUGCCGACGCAGCUCUGGCCAGUCCACAUCAGCAGAUGCUCGCCAGGCUGAGUUUGCAUUCCCCACGCGCUUCGGCUCUGCGUUCCAAACGACGGGCGACAGUACAAGCGUGUCUGCAGAAUCUGCUCGCCGCACCUAGCAUGGAAGAAGUGGAGCGUGCGUUGGAGUUGCACCUACAAGAACAGGAUGGAGGCAAAGACGACCUCACAGAGCCAACUUCCGCUCCGGGCGCAGGGCCACACGGUGCGUCAGUGAGUGGCGGUUCAGGCAAAGGCAAGAUGACGUGGGGUGCAGCCAAAGCACGUGAGAGGCCGGCAGAUCAAAAGGGCAAGCAGAAAGGAAAAGCGAAGGGCAAGGACGUCUCGCAAGCUGAGCCUGCAGCACCUCAAUCCAAGCCCGGCAUCGAAGCGCGCGUCUUUAGGAGAGCAGGCCGCGCUGGCCUUGCGGACGACGAAGAUUUUAGCCCGAGCAAGCGCGCUGCGUCUCGCUGGACCGAAGGCGCGGGUGGCGACGAGGACAGCGCCCAGUGGCUGCAGAGCGAUGAUGACUGGGCCAGCGAGGUGGACGAAGAGGAGCAUGGUCUCGGGGAUGGCAUGAUGGAAUUCUCUGAUGUUCUAUAAAGUCCUGCAACGCAUACAAGAUGCU
Messenger RNA from Tilletiaria anomala UBC 951, 2797 nucleotides. RefSeq lists its product as uncharacterized. Gene Ontology annotation, biological process: DNA replication initiation; double-strand break repair via break-induced replication; mitotic DNA replication preinitiation complex assembly. Gene Ontology annotation, molecular function: DNA replication origin binding; single-stranded DNA binding. Bases 166 to 2772 code for a protein of 868 amino acids. The transcript is spliced from 2 exons. Gene Ontology annotation, cellular component: DNA replication preinitiation complex. The record is from RefSeq and is a predicted model, not a curated record. Lineage: Eukaryota; Fungi; Basidiomycota; Exobasidiomycetes; Georgefischeriales; Tilletiariaceae.